GUCGGGCCGCAACACAGAACUCAACCACGGAGUAGUUCGCAGAUAAGCACUAGAGAUGCAGUUCAGUAGCUAGUUGCGUAGCUCCGUCGCCUCGCUCUAAGACCGGACUCGAGUUGGGGGUUGGAUGAAACCCCAACUGAACGCUAUCUCCUUGACUCGCGCGAUCUUCGAUCAAGGUCUCUCUGCCUCCAUGAUACAACGGUUCACUCCACCUACGCACCUGCGGUGGAAGGCUCAGUACGACUUGGAUUUCCCGUUUUCCAAGCAGACGCAAACCCAAUACCCUCGACGCCACCACGACAGUCCUCCGAUUUCGUUAUGAGUGUCUCUGAGAAGGCCCCGGAAAAGGCCGAAGAUGAGUACUGGAAGACGGCGCCAGAACCCGCGACGUUCGUUUCGUUCGGUGAUCAGGGCUUGACGGCAACUGUGGGGGCUUACGGCUCCCUGCUUCGGAUUUGCUGUCCUGUUCUGAGCUCGGGCGAGCAGAGCCCCGACCAGGUCAACCUAGACGAUAGGGACUCGGGCGAUAGCGAGCCAGAGGAUGGAAAUGCUUCAGACAAGCAGAACGCUGGUGAUCGUAGCUUGGAUGAGGUCUUCCGAUCGAAGAUCCUGUGUCUCGAAUACAGCGGCGAAGAAGCAUACUUUGUCUCAAGCCGAGCAAGCCGUCUUGCAAAGAACGCCGAUGACGCCAACUGCGGAUUCGGGCUGCGGUUGGACGGAAGCAUUCAACCGGAGCUAUCAACGCUGGACUUCGUCGACAAUCGCUGGCCGAUCAUCAAGUACAAGACAAAGCAAGGCUUCUCCAUCACGGUACGGGCUUGGUGUCAGCAUGGCAUGGUUUUGCAGCAGAUGUUGAUUGAUCGAGGCACCGACGGCCCGGAUACAGUAAAACUGAGUCUGGAUAUGAAUUUUGUCAUGCAAGAUCUGGAUUACAUGCGGUUGGUACUGAAUAUGAACUUGUGUGAGGAUCAAUCAAGCGAUUCUAAGGCCGAGAACUGCCUCAUAUUGAAAGCCCAGCGUCAAUGGAGUUCCAAACAGAGCCAGAUUGGCGUGCUCGUGGGACUAUUCAAGGACAAUCAGAGUCAUCCUAUUAGAACCUCUGACAGACCAAAACCGACAACAGAUCAUGCUGAUAUUGUAUCUCAGAGCUCGGAGGGCAAUCCACAGCCCAUUGCCUUGGAGCAUGAUUUCGUCGAUCAGAUAGAUCGGGUCACGUACACGGCAGCAUUUAAAUUGCAAGUAGCCUCAUCUGGCGAAUGGAGCUCACUGGCAAUCUCAACAUUGCCUAAGGCGCCGUCACCUAGCUCGGAUGGUCAACUAGGCGUAUUUGACUCUUAUGAGGAUAGAUUCAAUUGGCAUUGCCGUCGCCAUCUGGAGCACAUUAUAUCGGUGUGCAGCAUCCCUCUUGAUGGGACACCAUUGAAGAUCAACCAUACAAGAACUACCGACGCCACGAAACAUACCUGGACUAAGCGGGAGCUUGACCCCUCCGCUCCAGCUCCCCGAAAUCGAGGUGUAGCGCUCACUUGUGGCAGUUUUGGAGAUCAUAGAGUUAGCAUAUCAGGAAGUUCCUUUGCAUUCAUGUUCAUGUUGGAGAUGUACAAACUUCUUGUACCGCAUCUGAGCACCUCCGAUCUGUGCGGAAGAAUCAAAUGGACAUGCAAGAAUCACCUGGAGUGGGUCUUCAAUCUGAAGCCUGAAGCAGCCUCUUCUGCUAAUGUUAGGAUCGAUGGCGAAAUUAUCAAGGUGGGUUAUGGCAGCACCAGGGUCCCGAAUAACAAUCCUACCCUCAUGCCGUAUCACAUCAUCAAAGCAACUGAGUAUUUGAAGGUGUUUCAUGACUUAGAAGACCUUGAAUUUGUUUGCAAAGGAUUGGGAAACUUGUGCCAGGAGUGGUUCCUACAGUUGAAUCAGACAAAGAACAGACGGACGCCCACCUGGCAGCACUUUCAGGGCUCUGAUGUUCCAUACUAUCGGCUAGGGGAUCAUGUGUGGAUAUGGAAGGCUCUCAAAGGCAUCGAGGAAGUAUUGAACAGGCUAGAAUCUCGACCGUCAGCCAUGUAUAAAGAGAGUGCAGUCCUCGAUGAUUUUUCGAAGCUGCGGGAGCGAAUGUUCACCGUGAUGGCCGAGAAGCGCGGGAGACGUCAAUCAACCCCCGCAGAAGAGUGUGAGCGAAACAUCUAUUUCAGCUCAGAUGAUAUACGAAAGGAGAACAUCAAGCGGUUCACCGUCCGAAACGAGGUCUUCAACAAACGCAUGCUGAGUGUUACGCGCAGUGCCAACGAAACGCGGUUUCUGCUCCAUUCGCGGGAUACCGUACUGUACUACGGUGCCUUGUGGGGUUUCUUCGAGGACCAAGAAGACCUGCUUCAUGAGACGCUGGAAAUUCAGACGAGACACGAAGACAGCCUGUGCGACGAGGUGGAGUGGGCCAAUCCCCUUCGGUAUGGACUGGCUCUACUGUGGUCUCUUCAGGGGUAUCGGCUGACAUGGGGAAACUCAUCUGGCCAAAUGGUGAAUCGAGCGAAAAGAUUUCUGCUGGCUUCGUCUUACCCAACUGGGCUAUUUCCUGGUUAUCUCAACGUGUUAAAGCGAAGGAAAUAUAAUUACUUCGAAGCCGAGAAUGAUUGUGACUUUUACUUCCAUACCGGAUUCGAGAUCGCAUACAUCCUCUUGAAAUCUUUAGAUCUCAAUGAGAAUAAGGUCUUGCCUGUGGAGAGAAUGAAAGACCAUGAGACUCUUGACUCUUCAACCGUUACCGCACAACAGCACGUCUAUCGUGAUUCAAGACCCUCGGGCGACCAAAGCUCUCAUCUUCGAGCAGGCACACAGCUGGUGUCGGUCCCGAUUACCCUCCGAAGAUGGAACCCAUACGGGACAUCUCUCGAUGUGAAUAAAAUCGUGGAUGUGGCAGACGACUGGCUUUUUAGGGACCCUGAUUUCCUUGACUUUACUCCUCCCGAUAGCAGGGAAGACAGGGAAGUUAUUAUAGGGGAAGCUUCGGAGGCCCUUGGCCUUGAGGGAGGCGAUGAGUCAGCGAUAUGCGCAGACAUAGAGAGAUUGGAAUCAAUCCAUGCACGUCUUUACGCUUUGAAAAUGAUAUCCCUAACACUGCCAAGAAGAGAGGAUCCAUUGUUGACAGGAGCAGAGGCACAAAGCGAGAAUCCAUUGGGGUUCGUCCUUGAUGUUCGCAAAGGCCGUAAAGAAAAGCCGGUCGACGCAAAAGUCUUGCGGCUUGGAAUAUGGAAAGAUGAAAUCUUUCUCAUGAAAAUCCAUCUAAUGAAAAAACGACGAUACAAUGAAAGUAAGAAGCGGAUGGUGUACAUCACAUCUCCCACGGGCGAGAUGUCUGCCACCUGUUACCUCGCAACCCCUGAGCGUGACAGACCUAGCUUCGCGUCUUUUAUCAAGAGACAUCGCGAGAUCACAACAAGCUUCUUUCAUGAUGAUGUUGUGGUAGAGACCAACUCAUGGGUAACUGAAUUUCAUUGUCGCUUCUUCAGAGCAAUUUCCAGGGGCACGGAGGGUUGGGACAGAUUGCACGCACACAGGCAGUCCAAAGGGGGAGGUGCUACCCCAGCCCAGAGAUACAGCCGGCAUUUAGCCUCGAAGCUGUGUUCCCCCCUCGGAAACGGGAUUUUCCUGGUAGAUGAUGUUUUCAGUUUGAUCAUGGUGGGUGACUGGUGUGACCGAUACUGGACGUGUCAUGUCCUGGCGACCUCAACGGCCAGUACCGACCCAAGCAAGGAAGUUUGGGGCCUGAAAGAUCACAGCUUUACUCAAAGAAAGGUGCUUGAGCUGUCUUUACUAAAUAAACUGUUGGUCGAUUUCCACCAGAGCACCAAGGAGAUUCUGCGCAGGGUUGAGCAAGACUCUCGACCCAGUGCAUCGGAAAUGAGUGAAGAUCUAUACUCGACCAUGAGCUUCAAGAACAGAAAGCAAGAGCUAUUGGAUGAAACAUUCCAGGUUCUACGCAGGGUGAAAGACAGUAUCACCGGGGUCCGGACGCUGAUAGACGACUGGAGGCAGCGGGAGAGCUCCCAGGGGCGAGAAAGGCCCCGCUGGACACGAAGCAAUGAGCAGCGGCAUGGCAUGCUUAUUCGAAAACUGACUAAUGAGUUGGCCAAGCAUGACCGCGAGGUGGACGUCUUGCUCUCCCAUGUUGACUUCCUGAUCGCCCUGGUGAACAAUGAAAUAUCCCUCAACCAGGCGAGGGAUGUUACUCGCUUCACCUACGCCACCGUCUUCUUUCUCCCGGUGGGGCUUGCAGUCAGUAUCUUCAGUAUGAGCGGGCCGCCGGACCAUACUGCCAUUCUCGGCAUGGUGGUUACUGCAAUCGUCGCUUUGGUGAUCACGGUGGCUUUCUUAUGGCUUGUCAUCCGAGUUCCAACACAAGUAUACCCACAGGGUCAAGGCAUUGGCUCGCCGGUGAAUGUUUUCCUGGCUAGAAAGGCGGGCGAGUUGGCCCACCUGCUUGGGGUGCAAGACACGAGCAAGCCAACCAAUGCCAGUCAGGAUCCAGUCGACGAAGCGGCUCGAUCUAGCCACCGGAGCAUGUUUCGUGGUAUAUAUGAUAAGAUAGCUGGUUUCUCGGGCUUGAGACAUCAACACGCUGUACAGAAGCGCGAGGGUGACGCCCAAGCUUAGCAAAAGGUUUCCCAUGGGUGAUGAAGAAUGGGGGAUCCCUUGCAAGUAGGUUUAGAGAAUUCCUUCAUAAAGCAAUAUUCCUGUCUGC
Molecule: messenger RNA, 4735 nt
Organism: Aspergillus aculeatinus CBS 121060
Lineage: Eukaryota; Fungi; Ascomycota; Eurotiomycetes; Eurotiales; Aspergillaceae
Exons: 3
Coding region: 319-4647 (1442 amino acids)
Biological process (GO): transmembrane transport; metal ion transport
Cellular component (GO): membrane
Molecular function (GO): metal ion transmembrane transporter activity
Source: RefSeq, a predicted model, not a curated record